AUGGCGGCUUUGGUCUCGGCCGGGGCGGCGGCUCCGGUGGCCGGCGGCAUCGGGCGGAGGCACGGGGUGAAGCGGCUUGGCGAGGCGGAUCCGAAGGUGGUGGCGGCGCUCGACUUCGGCGUCGGAACGACGCGGGAGCGGCGAGUGGAUCUCGCCGGCGACGGCGGGUUCCGGCGAGUGCGGCGGUGGCUGGGACGCGAUGCGAGGAGGAGGGGAGAGAGGGGCAGCGGCUUUAUAGGCGGGGAGGGGCAGGCGAUGGCGUUGUGGAGGGGCAAGGGGUGGCUCAGUGUACGGGACGGAAACGGCAGGGCGACGGCGGCGCUAUCAGGGCGGCGGCGGACUCCUGCUGGAGGCUGGGGGCGACGUGCGGGGAAAGGCCAGCUGGGCUUCGGCCCAGUUGGCCCGGUGGGCGCGGUGGUGCGCGGCUACGCGGCGGAAAGGCGGCUGCAGCAGCAACAACAGUUGCUGCGGGCGCGGCCGGGCGCAGCAGCUGCUGCUGCAAUAGUAGGCGGCGAGCGAAGCUGGCGCGGGGCCGGGAAGGGGUCGCGCGGUGGAGGCAGAGGCGGGAGUGGCGACCGGCAGCAGCGGGGCCGGCGAGCAGCAACAGCGGCGGACGAGCGCGACAAGCAGCGGGGCACGGUGAUGCAGGGAGGGGGCACCAGGGCGUGGCGGGCGCGGCCGACAAGGGACGACGCGACGCGCGGCAGCGUCGGCGCGGGCUGGUGA
This is a messenger RNA of Aegilops tauschii subsp. strangulata, 726 nucleotides long. The record is from RefSeq and is a predicted model, not a curated record. NCBI's taxonomy places the organism in Eukaryota, Viridiplantae, Streptophyta, Magnoliopsida, Poales, Poaceae.